Messenger RNA from Ipomoea nil (Japanese morning glory), 892 nucleotides. Its product is annotated as cytochrome c-type biogenesis CcmH-like mitochondrial protein. The coding region runs from base 254 to 730 and encodes 158 amino acids. NCBI's taxonomy places the organism in Eukaryota, Viridiplantae, Streptophyta, Magnoliopsida, Solanales, Convolvulaceae. The transcript is spliced from 4 exons. The record is from RefSeq and is a predicted model, not a curated record.
UCCCUAUUCCGAAUUUCCUAAAUCCUAACAUAGCCAAGGCCGACGACGGAGCUAGUAUCAGCGGACGCCGCCGCCUCCCGCCCUACCCUGCGAAUCUGCGACGAAGCAAGCAGAAGACGAAGAAGGUUAGGCCGACGACGCUGCGGUCGCUGCCUCCCUCCCUCCCCUGCGAAUCUAGGACGUUCCAUGUGUUCCAGCCUCUGCGUCUCUGUUAGUUUGUGCGGUGGUAAGUGAUUGAAAUUUUGCAAGCACGAUGGAGGACAAAGAGGAUGCAGUGAGGGAGGAGCGGGUGGUGGAGGCGAGAGCAAGAAACAUCAGUCAUAACGUCAGGUGCACAGAGUGUGGCAGUCAGUCCAUUGAAGAAUCUCAAGCUGACAUUGCCAUUCUCCUAAGGAAGUUGAUCCGAGAUGAGAUUCGAGAGGGAAAAAGUGACAAAGAGAUCUACAAGAAACUGGAGGAUGAUUAUGGUGAGACAGUGCUUUACAGACCAAAAUUUGAUCUGCAGACAGCUGCUUUGUGGCUAUCUCCGCUUAUGGUUGCUGGUGGCGCUGCAGCUAUUUGGGCUUACCAAAAGCACAGGCGAAGGUCUAACGUCCACGUUCUGACUUUGAAUCUCAUCAGGGGAGUCCCAUUAACCCCAAAGGAGAGAGAGACCAUGCUAAAUCUCCUUACUCCACCUCCUUCUCAAUAUUCUCCUUCAUAUUGGUUGCAAAGAUUGCUUCGUCAGUGAAACAUUAGAGAAGAGAAAUGUCCAAAUCUCAGUUUUUUUUUGAAUAGUAAAUGCAACCUGUAUAAUUAUUCCCUAAUAAGUGAUCGUGCUUUGUAAUCAUACAAGAAUUACAGCUUGGCAAUGCAUUGACUUCUUUGGAUCUAAUACACAUUCACUUAUUAU